Molecule: messenger RNA, 975 nt
Organism: Priceomyces carsonii
Lineage: Eukaryota; Fungi; Ascomycota; Pichiomycetes; Serinales; Debaryomycetaceae
Exons: 1
Coding region: 1-975 (324 amino acids)
Source: RefSeq, a predicted model, not a curated record
AUGAGUAAAAUUUUGUAUUCAAUUGAAGAAUUGAUUGCAAUGAGGCACUCAAGCAUACUAAAACUUGAUCUUAGUCAAUUGUUGCGGCAGCCACCAUCUCAGCUGUAUCGCUCAUACCAUGUAAGUAGGUCGAAAAAAUUUCAUUAUCGGGAGGUUAAUAAUGGACUAAAAGAUGCAAAAGAUUACAGUACUUCAUCAAGAGUAAAAUUAGAGAUGAAAGAGAGAAAUUCUAAGACCUUUCGACCAAAAAAAGAAUUCUCCUCAAGUGCAAGGUCCCAAAUUCUCCCACAAGUUCCUGAAUACAGAAAUGAAAAAACAAAUGUACCACUUCUAGGUACUCAUGGCAUCCCCGAGACUGUGAGACGACUGAACUCUGUUAGUUCGUUUAAUGUUUAUAUAGUUCCAGUUUCUUACUCCUACCUGAUAGCGCAAGAGAAUCAGAUCCCUAUCAGAUUUGUUCCAAUUCCAUAUGUGAUAGGCGCGAUGAACUUCCAUCACGAUGAAAACCGAGAUUCAGGGAGUUAUAACUAUCCAAAAAACGCUCGAGCGUCUGAAGAAGGUAGAGAAUUGAAGAAAAUGAGCCACGAAGAUAAGAAGCGCCAUCAACCAGCAUCGAAUUUUACAGAUCGGGAAAGACUGCACCAAGAAACAACAAACGGAGAUGGGGUGGGUAUGGGAAUCGAGGGAAAACUACACAAUCAAUACUUUGAAGUUAACGCCCCUAAGGCACGUAGAAAGACAAAAUUUUCAUGCGACCCUAACAGAGAGCCCAACAGCAGCAAUCCAUAUUCCUUGACUGGUUUCUUUCCCUCGAAUUUAUUUUCUCAAGGUGUAACAAAUAGUAAUACUAGACAGACAACUCAGAAACUGCAAAAUAGCUCUAGAGAAAGCACAUAUGACAACGAGAGCCACAGUAUCACCGGAUCCUCUUGCGAUAGCUACAAUAUCCAGAUUCAAAUACCAAUACUGAGCUGA